AUGAGGAGAAAAGAAGGAAGUCAGCUAAUACAAAUAGUGCACAGACCCUUGUCACAGAGAACAGGGGAAGAGCUGAAUACCGACAACAAUCAAGAGGUCAUAGCAAGUCCAGAGGCAGAUCAAAAUCUAAUGAAAAACAAUGUUAUCACUGUGUGCUUUCCGUCGCAGCAACAUGCCACAACGGUUAUGGCUGUGUUAGACGUUCUGUCGAACCACUCUGUAGACGAGGAGUAUAUUGGGGAGAAGAUUGAGCCUUCGUGGGAGGAGGAAGGGGUUAUUAAGGCAGCCUUUGAGCGGUAUAGUAGAAGGGUGAAGGAGAUUGAAGGGAUUAUUGAUGCUAGGAAUCUUGAUUUGAGUCUCAAGCAUAGAAGUGGGGCUGGAGAAGGGCUCCUAUCGGGUUAG
This is a messenger RNA of Impatiens glandulifera, 402 nucleotides long. Its product is annotated as linoleate 13S-lipoxygenase 2-1, chloroplastic-like. The transcript has 2 exons. Lineage: Eukaryota; Viridiplantae; Streptophyta; Magnoliopsida; Ericales; Balsaminaceae. Bases 1 to 402 code for a protein of 133 amino acids. Gene Ontology annotation, molecular function: metal ion binding; oxidoreductase activity, acting on single donors with incorporation of molecular oxygen, incorporation of two atoms of oxygen. The record is from RefSeq and is a predicted model, not a curated record. Gene Ontology annotation, biological process: lipid oxidation.